AACAACAAACACAACGCGAACUGUUUACAGCUGCUGCGGCGGGUGCUCUCCCUGUUUCACAGCUUUUCGUAUCGAGUCGCUCAAGCGCGGGCCAGGGGCGGGAUACACAACAGGACGUAUGACGCUGUAUCGUGUUUCGUACAUUCGAUAAGGGAGUUCCUGAGAGAAUCGCGCUCUGUUCAGCUGAGUAUGUUGUCAGGAUGACGCCUUUGUCACUGUUAAUGAAACGGCUGGGGUAUCUCUUCUACGCCGUCAGCCCAGAAGACACUAGCUUUGCUACACAUCGUGAUGUUCCAGACUAUGUGGGUGAGGUAGCCCCAUAUUUCGCCGUCUUCAUUGUGCUCGAGUUCGUUGUGAAUGUUUGGACAAAGAAGUUUCACUCCUUCCAAGUUGACGACAGCAUCGCAUCCAUAUCCCAAGGUCUUCUACAAGAGAUAUUUCGAAUAUUUUUCGAAAGUGCACAAAUCGUCAGCUAUCUCUACAUUUACGAAAACUUUAGGAUCUAUGCUCUUCCUUGGAACUCAAACUGGACAUGGUUGUUUGCAUUCCUCGCCAUCGAUUUUGGCUACUAUUGGGCACACAGAUUCAGCCAUGAGGUUAACAUCUUGUGGGCCGCUCAUCAAGUCCAUCACAGUUCAGAGUUCUACAAUCUCACUACGGCCCUGAGGCAAUCUGUUGCUCAGGAUUACUUCGUCCCGGUGUUUUACCUUCCUUUGGCGUUCAUCAUGCCCCCGAGUGUAUAUGUGGUGCAUCGACAGUUCAACCUGCUGUUCCAGUUUUGGAUUCACACUGAAGUUAUUCAUAAAAUGGGACCCUUAGAGUACAUCAUCAACACCCCAAGCCAUCACCGCGUUCAUCAUGGUCGGAACAGGUACUGCAUCGACAAGAACUACGCAGGCACAUUGAUAAUUUGGGACCGUAUAUUCGGUACGUUUGAAGCAGAAUGCGCGGAAGUUGUCUAUGGCCUGACGACUCCCAUCAACACAGUCAGCCCGUGGGCUAUACAGAUGUGUCAUUUUCAAUACAUGUGGAGCCAACUUCGAGAAGCUGAAGGACUUGGGGACAAACUAUCCAUAAUUUUCAAAGGCCCGGGAUGGUCCCCUGGAAAGCCGCGUUUGGGCGACCCACACGAUAUUCCUUAUGUGGCAGCACCAAUUCGAAGGUACGCUUCCCCAGCGAAUAUUCUGUGGAAAGCUUACGUUACCUUCCAUUUCAUUCUUCUGCUGGGAGGAUAUUUUUUCAUCCUCUACAUGAAAUCUCAUUUUUCGUCAUGGGCGAUGGUAUUUGUAUCAGCGUACCUCAUUUUCGCGCUGCAGACGUUCUCGGCACUGCUCGAAUGCACACCUCUCGCGUACCACAUGGACUCCUGGCGAUGUCUGCUUUUUUUCUUUGCCGAUUAUUUUGUCCUUCCUGCGCGCGACCAUGCGCUGUGGUCUCCCGUAAGGAUCAUCUUCUGUGCGUCUCUCCUCGGAAUCCUAGCAAUCAUAUACAAGGAGACGUCGUUUAAGCCUCACUAUUCGCAAACUGAAAAGUCUAGGUGAUGCGUCUUUAUGAAGACCACGUGUGAACGACAGUGGAAGGCAUCAAAGUUCUGCACUGCAUCGUUUGCUUCAGGACAUUCAGACUGACGUCUUGUGUUGCAGAACGUCUGCGUCAACCGAGAGAUGAGAAUAAUACACUCGUUACGUCGACGUACCGUUGCUACGUGUUACGCCGUGGCAGUAAAAUAUGAUUACUUUGGUA
Ornithodoros turicata is the source of this 1743-nucleotide messenger RNA. Its product is annotated as alkylglycerol monooxygenase-like. Gene Ontology annotation, cellular component: endoplasmic reticulum. Bases 201 to 1541 code for a protein of 446 amino acids. The transcript has 10 exons. Gene Ontology annotation, biological process: lipid biosynthetic process. Gene Ontology annotation, molecular function: glyceryl-ether monooxygenase activity; iron ion binding. The record is from RefSeq and is a predicted model, not a curated record. Lineage: Eukaryota; Metazoa; Arthropoda; Arachnida; Ixodida; Argasidae.